Messenger RNA from Sinocyclocheilus grahami, 3925 nucleotides. Its product is annotated as zinc finger and BTB domain-containing protein 34-like. Gene Ontology annotation, molecular function: protein binding; DNA-binding transcription factor activity, RNA polymerase II-specific; RNA polymerase II cis-regulatory region sequence-specific DNA binding. NCBI's taxonomy places the organism in Eukaryota, Metazoa, Chordata, Actinopteri, Cypriniformes, Cyprinidae. Bases 252 to 1862 code for a protein of 536 amino acids. The record is from RefSeq and is a predicted model, not a curated record. Gene Ontology annotation, biological process: regulation of transcription by RNA polymerase II. The transcript has 5 exons.
UUUUCUUUCUUCAUUUCAUUCUACGAAUUUUGGCUGCAAUUGUUUUAAAACGCACGGAGCACAGCAGAAACUAUAUAGUAGGACUGACCGAGAUCAGACGCAUAAAGACAGCAGACUCCUGUUCUCGCUCGUGCAGUGAUGUGGAGCUGGGUUGAUCUCUAGGCAUCAUAAAUGUGAUAAGUUCGUGUGUGUGUGUUUUUUUUUAGGAUUAUUGAUUUCCCCUCACUAAAUCACUCAACUGUAGUGAAAACAUGGAUGUGGUGAGUUUCCGUUUGCCUGGGCAUGGAGACACGGCCCUGAGUAACAUCAACUUCCUGCGGACGCAGCAGCACUUCUGUGAUGUGACCAUCGUGGCGGGAGGCAGGCGCAUGUUCAGGGGUCACAAGGUCGUGCUGGCUGCUUGCUCUGCGUUUCUCAGGGACCAGUUUCUCCUGAACCCCUCAUCAGAGCUACAGCAGGUGUCGAUGUUGCACAGCUCAGCGGUGGUAUGUGAGCUCCUCCAGUCCUGUUACACAGGGAUGCUGCAGUUCAGUGCCAAAGAGAUCGUGAACUACCUGACUGCAGCCAGCUACCUGCAGAUGGAGCAUGUGGUGGAGAAAUGCAGAGGAGCCCUGAGCCAGUACAUGCAGCCCCGGAGUCGCAGCCCCGUUACUGUGAAAUCAGAAGACCCUCAGUCUAUGCCAGUGAUUGUCAGUGGAAGUACCCAUUCAUUGGGAUCCAUUUCAUCCCCUUCUGAUACCGCGUCACUGCAUCCUCACAGUUCAGGAAAGGAGUUCCAGGCUGCCGAUGCCGAACUGUCCAACAUCCCUCACAAAGAUGACAGCGAUUUGACCAUACACCAUGUCAGAGGAUCAGAUGCAUCUGGUCAUUUCGAGGGAGAGGACGGGCCUGAGAGUGACGUCUUUCAGGUGCAGAUCAAUGAUGAACAUCAAGACCCAGAGAAGACCUCUGGUGCUGAGGAGGAAGACAGAGAAGCUGUUGUUGUGUUGGAUGACCAUGGGCAGCUGGACGCAGGUAUAGAGGAGUCCUAUAUGGAAGGGCGAGCCAAAGGCAACGGCAUUGGAGGGGCAGGUCGCAUAUGGAGAAGACGGCACGGAGAGCACAGGGGAGGCAGAGGAAGAGGCUUUAAACACCGGAAGCGGUACACUUUCAAGGAUCGCAAGCUCUUGGGUAACUAUCAGGAGGCUUGGCGGUUCCCGACCCCUGAUGAGAUAAUGGGCAAUUUUGGAGCAGACUUUGGGGCUGAUUACCUGUCCAAUCAGCAUCUCGCAGACGGUACCGUCCGCAUUGAGUACAGGCCUGGAGAGGGACAAGGAGAAGAGAUUGGCUCUGAUGGAGGUCUUGCUCAAUUUAGUAUGGAAGCUUCCAGUGGGGAAGAGGGAAUUGGAGUUGGGACACAUACAAAUGAACACAGAGCUGCUGAUGAGUCUGUGGCAGUGGUGGGAUCCACGUCCUGCGUAGCUGGACCAGUGGUGUGUGAGCAAUGCGGAUUAGCGUUUUCCACAACGCAGGAUUUAGCCAUGCAUUCCCUGUCAACACACCGGCUGUACGUGUGUCCGUGCUGCGGGAAGCACUUCAGCCACUCCAGUAACCUCAAUCGCCACAUGAUCGUCCACCGUGGAGUAUCCAAGCUCCACUGCUGCCCCCUGUGCCACAAGACCUUCACUCAAAAGUCAACACUGUGUGACCACAUGAACCUGCAUAGUGGAGAGCGCCCACAUGUGUGCGCGUACUGCCACGUCAGCUUUGCCCACAAGCCUGCUCUACGCCGUCACCUGAAGGAGCAACACGGAAGAACCACGGCCCAAAAUUAUCUGGAAAUGCAGCGAAACAAUGAGGGUGGUGCUGGGGAGGGGGUUUAGAUCACAUUUAAAUUAAUGAAAUCAGAAUUAACCCCGUUUACUUUCUUAAUACACAUUUCUAGGUUUGUGCACAAUUUAUCGGUGCACAUUAAGUAAAAAAUGUAUGUCUUUGUAAUCGGUAUGUAAUAACGUGUCAUUUCAAUCCUCUAAGACUUUUUUUCUGUGAAACGCAAAAGACAUGAAGAGUUCAUUUGCAAAAACCGAUAAAUGCCACUUAAAAAAAAAUAAAUGAACUGAGGACCGCGCAUUAUUCUCCACAUAUAGAAUCCUAAACACGUUUUGCCAAAAAAGCCGGUGUUGUCCACUUUCAAAGGCAUCGCGAGCUCACGUUUUACUGCAGAAGCGACAAGCGCCCUUGUUUGUGAACCGAAGCCGAUAAACCCAUUUAGUGAAUCAGCGCGCCGUAUUCAGGUCAGGUGACAAGGCUUCUUUCACUUUGAAAAGACGUGCUAGCUGAGAGGAGUUUCGUCAAAACUGACUAAAGUGAUCGAGAAUGGAUCAUUUCGACGAACUUGGUGAACCCAUGAUAUCCUCUUUGGGGCGUAAAGGAAAAUAAAAUCUGAAACUAUUUCACAAUACCUUGCAAAAACAGCACGUGACAGUGGUGAGGGAAAAGCUCCCGUGUAUUGCGUGUAAUCACAACCAUACAUACAGUCUAUGAUCACAACAACAAUGUUUGUCAGGCAACGUAUUUGUUUGCGUUAUUAUUUAAUCAAAACAACCCAACUGCAGUUUGAUUGAUAGUACUUGGAAUGCACAAUUAAAAAAAACAUGAUUUCUGAAAAUAAACAAAAAUGGAGUUAUCUGAUUUUGCAAAUGAACUUCAUAUUUUGUCUGAAUUUUUCAAUCAAGUCGGUAUGCACUUUUUUUUUUACCUUUGGGCCGAACCAUUCUUGUUACUUAACCAUUUCAUUCCAUGUCGAUCUGGCCCAGCCGGUAUAGAUAUGGUUUCAUUUCGCACUGUGGGCCUGACAAUAGAGCUCAUAAUACAAAUGUGUCAGCCAUUGCCUUGGUAAUGCAAGUGUUUACAUGCCGUACGAGAUGGAUAGCGACCGUGUUAUGGAGGAUGAUCAGAUAUGUCCUUUUACUUCACUCAAAUAGUGUGCUUGGCCAGCUACAGAGACAAAGAAGCAGCCAGAACCAGACAACAAACCAGUGACCCAUCCUGAGUGGCGACGUCACUACAUUCAUUCUGCCAACAGGGUUUGGCUCAAGUGGAAGUCUAACAGUAACCAUUCCUUACUGUUCUUAGAACCAUUCAACCUGACAGUGGAAAAGCGGUUUAUGAUGUUUAAACCUCAACGUUCUUCAAAACAUCUUCGUUUGUAAAGAUGACAGAAUUUUCCCUCUUUAUACCACAUAAGAGCACAAAUACUAGUUUUUUUUUUGUUUUUCUUUAAAGGUUAAAAGUCUUCAAGCGAGCAGACAAUAAUGGAUGCCAAGUGAAGGUCUAGCAUAUAUGGCUUUUAGGAGUGAUAAAUGUUAAUACAAACAGAAAUGUUCAUGAAUUAGUACUGUGGCGUGAUGAGGAAAGUAAGAAAACGUGUUUGUCAUUUUUGUUGUAGUGCAACUUUAGUGUUUGUAUGUUACUAAUUCAACAAAGCCGUAUUAAAAAGAUUGUCCCAACUGUAAUUUUCUUGCUGUGAAUUAAUUAUACAUUGGCAGCAGGACAUUGGGACUGAAAACACAAAAAAAGCUAUUUGGUCAAACAAUACACAUAACAGGAUGGUCAGGACACUGUAAUCAAAAAAGUAACCCCCCUGACAGAAAUGACUGGAUCCCGACAAUAAUUCGUUUAAUUGCUUUGAAUUUUUAUUUGAUAGUGUUACCGUUUUAAAAGGGCAUGCCUCUGAAUUUGUAUGUGGCCGAUGCAGCAUAUGCUAAAUGGGGGGCCAGGCUGGAGCACUGCCUCAAAAGAGGGUGGCUUGCAAAUUACCAAAAUAAGAGAUAAAAAAAAUUCUAUAGUAAAAUAUAUUAUACACUACUAAGAUAUAUGCUUUUGUUACCUUAGGGAGCUAUUUCUGUCUAAUCCAACACUCGAAUUUACACUGAACAAAAUUAUG